Messenger RNA from Etheostoma spectabile (orangethroat darter), 1965 nucleotides. It is a transcript of the gene prodha, whose product is annotated as proline dehydrogenase (oxidase) 1a. The transcript is spliced from 14 exons. The record is from RefSeq and is a predicted model, not a curated record. Lineage: Eukaryota; Metazoa; Chordata; Actinopteri; Perciformes; Percidae. Gene Ontology annotation, cellular component: mitochondrion. The coding region runs from base 92 to 1963 and encodes 623 amino acids. Gene Ontology annotation, molecular function: FAD binding; proline dehydrogenase activity.
CGCGCUGCACAGGCAACACCGUAACGAGGCCACGGCGAGGUGGAAAGUCGUGGUUUGUAGGCAGUUGUGUUCAACAGAAGAACAGGAAACUAUGUCGUACACUAAGCUUUUAGCAUCUCUUGUUCGGGCAAACCCGGGAAAUGUCAGGAAAAUACGCAUUUCACCUGGAAGAUGUCGGUUAACAGUGGCAUCCACCAAGAGCCAAAAAGAGAAAGAGCCACAGAUUGAUGGGUGCACCGUGGUGGAAGCUGUGCCGCUUGAACUCAUCAGCCAGACCAAAAACGUUAAAAACACGCAGUUAAAAAAAAUCCACAUCGACUUCGACAACACUCAGGAAGCCUACAAAAGCAAGGGAAACAUUGAACUGCUUCGAAGUCUGCUGGUCUUCAAGCUUUGUACAAUUGACAUCCUAGUUGAAAAGAACAAAGAGUUGAUGGAUCUGAGUAAGAAGGUGUUUGGCCAGUGGAUAUUUGAGAAGCUGAUGAAGAUGACCUUCUAUGGUCAGUUUGUGGCAGGGGAAGACCACAACUCCAUCAAACCUUUAAUUCAGAAGAAUCAGGCCUUUGGUGUGGGGGCAGUUUUGGACUAUAGUGUUGAAGAGGACUUGACACAAGAGGAGGCAGAGAACAAGGAAAUGGAUUCAUGUGUUUCUGAAGCAGAGAAAGAAAGUCCAGAUGCUGAUCAUCGUGAGAAGAAGUACAAAGCCCAUCGUCAGUUCGGGGACAGGCGUGGAGGGGUCAUUAGUGCUCGUACUUACUUCUAUGCAGAUGAGUCCAAAUGUGACAACCAAAUGGAGACAUUCAUAAACUGCAUUAGAGCCUCUGGAGGAGCCUCAGCAGAUGGAUUUUCUGCUAUCAAAAUGACUGCUCUUGGACGCCCACAGUUUCUUCUCCAGUUUUCAGAAGUGCUGGUUAAAUGGAGACAGUUCUUUAACUUCCUUGCAGAACAACAGGGAAAAUCUGAAAUGAUGCUUUUGGAACAAAAGCUGGAGCUGGAACAACUCAAGGAAAGUUUGACGAAGAUGGGUAUUGGAGCCAAGAAUGACAUAGAGAAUUGGUUUACUGGAGAAAAGCUGGGUUUGUCAGGAACAAUUGAUCUGUUGGACUGGAACAGUUUAAUAGAGGAUACAACAAAAAUCUCCAGUCUGCUUAUGGUGCCAAACCUUGAGACAGGCCAUCUGGAACCUUUGUUAAAGAAGUUUACAGCCGAGGAGGAGAGGCAGAUGAAGAGAAUGCUACAGAGAGUGGAUGUUCUGGCCAAGCAUGCCAUGGAGAAUGGGGUGAGGCUAAUGGUUGAUGCCGAGCAGACAUACUUCCAACCAGCUAUUAGUCGACUGACUCUGGAAAUGCAGAGGAAAUUUAACCGAGAAAAACCAAUCAUUUUCAACACUUACCAGUGUUACCUCAAGGAAGCCUAUGACAAUGUAACUGUGGAUGUUGAGCUGUCACGACGGGAGGGCUGGUACUUUGGUGCCAAGCUGGUGCGCGGAGCCUACAUGUACCAAGAGAGAGACCGGGCCAAAGAGAUUGGUUACGAAGACCCAAUAAACCCAGAUUAUGAGGCCACUAACAGGAUGUAUCACAAGUGUUUGGAGUAUGUGCUGGAGGAGAUCGAACACAACAGGAAAGCAAAUAUCAUGGUUGCGACUCACAAUGAGGACACAGUGAAAUUUACCCUAGAAAAGAUGAAUGAGAUGGGCCUCUUACCCACUGAGAAUAAAGUUUAUUUUGGACAACUGCUAGGAAUGUGUGACCAGAUCAGCUUCCCGCUAGGUCAAGCAGGUUUCCCAGUCUACAAGUAUGUUCCAUAUGGCCCAGUCAAUGAGGUCAUUCCUUACCUGUCUCGCCGGGCUCAAGAGAACCGUGGCUUCAUGAAGGGAUCCCAGAGAGAGCGCAGCCUGCUGUGGCGGGAGCUGAAACGCAGGCUGCUUGGUGGACAGAUUUUCUACAAGCCUGUAUACUAAGU